Molecule: messenger RNA, 1890 nt
Organism: Pleurotus ostreatus (oyster mushroom)
Lineage: Eukaryota; Fungi; Basidiomycota; Agaricomycetes; Agaricales; Pleurotaceae
Exons: 8
Coding region: 1-1890 (629 amino acids)
Source: RefSeq, a predicted model, not a curated record
AUGCAGUUUCGACAACUGACCUGCGCAUCUGUCCUCCUGGCCUGCGCCAUCGCCGUCUUCGCAGCCCCCGCCCCGGUGCGCAUGAUCGAGCGAGACGUCGAGCAAGACGUCGAAGUCCGCAACUGGGAUCCGUCGAAUGCACACGAUGUGGCGGACAUUUAUCGCGCUGCUGUCCUUCAAGCGAGGAGUCCGCAGAAAUCAAGAGCGAGGCCAGCAGCGAGGCCAGGGGCUGCUCCCAGGCCUAAUGCUGCACCUGCCCCGCGGCCUAUUGCACCAGCUCCAAGACCCAACACGCCCCCCGCACAGAGACCAAAUACGCCCCCCGCACAGAGACCCAACACGCCACCUGCGCAGAGACCCAACACUCCCGCUCCUCCUGCUCAGAGGCCGAACACCCCUCCUGCUGCUCCGAGACCCAACGCCCCUGCCCCGAAGCCAAAUACCCCUGCCCCGAAACCCACCACAACUGCUGGCGCACAACCUACCCAGAAGCCUGCAGCAGGCCAGUGUGGCCCCAGGUCAAAUGGGAAGAGCAAGCGCGCCUUCUCGACCACUUGUGACACGAAUUCGCUGACACUUGGCGGUGUCACACGGCCAAUCACCAAGGUCGCAGACCAAGGCAAUUCGGCUAUAACAUACAGGGUCGACGGUGGUUGGCCUGAUCCAUCCACUGGAUCAUUGGUGACGGCCUAUGCAAAGACUGGUCCAAGACCCAGCUCAACGUUCACAGACGAGGCCAAGUGGUUGCGGAAGACGGAUCAGCUGCUAGCUGAGGGCAGCUACGACGGAAACAACUUCAUCGUGUUCCGUGGAGUCACGGGCAAGACAGAUCUUACGGGGACGAGGUUCUUCGCGACACAGUUGGCGCCGGUCAUGAUGGGGCAGGCCAACCGUGCGAGAUGUGAAGCAUUGAUCAGGGAGAAACUCGUAUUGGUCGUCCGACAAGUCAGGGCCUAUGUGGACAACUACGGGAUCCUGCAUACUGAUGUCCAGCCGGGAAACAUCUUGUGGGAUUCUGCUGCCAACAGCCCUACGCUGAUUGACUGGGGAAGAGCGAAGGACGUCGGUGUCAACAACUGGUCUGCGGAGCUAGAGGCCAGUGUCAUGGCCCAAGCUGAGUUCUCGCACUUGAGGGGAGGGGAGAAGCUUUGUGUACAAGCGCCCAGCGACAGCGGCGCGCUCAACGUUUGGACGCCAACAUCAACCUCGGUGCUCGCGUCGGUCGUCCUUCUGACCAGUGCUAUGGGCGAUGUCCAAAACUUUGGGCUCUUCAAGGACUGUUUGGCGAGGCGGAUCCUGUCUCGCCAGGACUACACCCCAGCUGAUAGCACGGAAUCCGAUCUCGACGACUUUGUGACUUUUCUCGCCACCGAGAGCUGGUCCGCACUCCCUCAGUCUAUCAGGGAGGUCACAUACGAUACGAAGGAUUCCAUGCCUGAGAUUGAUACCUUGCCGCUGGAUUCAACGCCUGCGUCAUUCUCAGACACCCUCACAGCUUACGGACUUUCUGAAGACACGGAGUCUGCGCUUGAUUUCUUGAAGCGGAUCAUCGAAGUCUAUGUUUCUGACGCAUCUGCACCUCCACCCGUCUGGUCGUCGACGCGCACGACGGAAUGCGAGAUUUGUGAACGGCAGGUCCCUUUGACGUACCAUCAUCUCAUACCUCGCGCGACACACGCAAAGGUAUUGAAGAGGAAAUGGCACCCCGAAUCCAUGUUGAACUCGGUUGCUUGGAUAUGCCGACCUUGCCAUAAUGUUGUUCACUCAGUUGCACGAGGGGAAGACCUUGCGCAAAACUACUACACCGUCGAACUCUUAUUAGAACGCGAGGACAUACAAAAAUGGAGGCGAUAUGCGGCUAAGCAGAGAUAUGGUGUUCGCCGAGGAUGA